GUCGUGUACCAUAACAUAACCUCGUUUCCAUUUUAAAAUCAGAUUGAAACAAUGUCUGAAGUUGAAGAAACAUCACCAGAAGCUGUAGAAGCAGCUGUUGAACAGGAUGUUGUGUCUGAAGAAGAUAAGCAAUAUUUGACGGACUAUCUUAAGGAAACUGAGCAACGAUUAGCUAUGAAAGAAGAAAUUCGAGCAGCAAACUUGAAUCCUAAUAGACCAUCAGACACAUAUUUUAGUAAAUUAGAUUCAACAUUAAAAAGAAACACAACAUUUGUAAAAAAAUUAAAAAAUUUUAGUAGUAUACAAUUAGAAACAGUUCUAAAAGAUAUGAUACAUUUAAAUUUAACAAAAUAUGUGAGUGAAGUUGCUACUGCUUUAGUGGAUGCCAAAUUGAAAAUGACAGAUGUUGCACCUGCCAUAAAAAUAUGCAGUUUCCUGCAUCAAACAUAUGCAGAAUUUUCAACACAUUUCUUUGAAAAUUGGCAAAGAAUUUUGUCUUUAAAGGUUGUGGAUAAAAUUACCAAUCCAAGUAAACUAAGAGUGGAUCUUAGAUUUUAUGCUGAAUUAGUUAAUGCAGGCAUUUUCACACAUAAACAAGGACUGCCUUUGCUUGGUUCAGCAUUGACAGUUUUAAUUAAUAUGGAUAAAGAAGAACAUAAUAAUGCAAGCAUUAUAUUAAGUUUCUGCAAACACUGUGGUGAAGAUUAUGCAGGUCUUGUGCCCAAACGAGUAAGGGAAAUAUCAGAAAAAUUGAAUGUACCAAUACCUAAAAGUAAAUUACUUUCACCCGAUAAACAGCAAAAUGUUAGAUUAUUGCUAAGAGAGUAUUACAAUUCAUUAUGCAAGCACUUAUUGAAAGAACACAAAGAUCUUCAAGCUUUUGAAAAACAAAAUCGAAAGAUCUUACAAACUAGAGGUGAACUAAGUUCUGAAAGAAAAGACAAACUUGAGAGUCUUCAAGUAUCUUAUGAACGCUUGCUCAAUAAUGUGCAAAGCUUUUCAGAUACUUUAGACGAACCUAUGCCAGAACUUCCUGUUGACAGUGAAAUGAAAGCAGAAGCAGAAGAAACAUUGAAAAUGAUUAGUGAAGGGGAAGAGAAUAGCAUCCUUGAAGACAUGUGGGGAGAUGAAGAAACCAGACGAUUUUAUGAAGUUUUGACAGAUCUAACAGUAUUCCUUCCAGGAUCGCAUUUUAAAGAACUACCUAAACAAGAUGUACCAAUAAGUGAAGAAGCUUUGGAUGAAGAAAUCACAUUUGAUGAAUUGGAAGAAACUGAAAAAGUAGAUGAACCAGAAGCAGAAGUUGAGGAACCUCAAGUUGCAAAUAUUAGUAAUAAAAUACUCUUGGAUGCAUUUGUAACUCAUUUGCCAAACUGUGUUAAUCGUGAAAUGAUCGACAGUGCUGCUGUUCACUUCUUAAUGAGUCUCAAUACAAAACAUAACAAAAAAAAGUUAGUGAAAGCAUUAUUUGGUGUGUCUAGAAUUCGCCUAGAUUUACUACCAUUUUAUUCACGUCUGGCUGCUAUUCUUUACCGUGUUAUGCCAGAUGUUGGUAACGACUUGUGUUUAAUGUUGAAGCAUGAUUUUAAGUAUCAUGUACGAAAAAAAGAUCAAAUUAAUAUUGAAUCAAAAGUAAAAGUUGUGAGGUAUAUUGGUGAACUUGUUAAAUUUAAACUUUAUUCAAAGAUAGAGGCAUUAUAUUGCUUAAAAGUUUUGCUACAUGACUUCACUCAUCAUCAUAUUGAAAUGGCAUGUAACUUAUUAGAAACAUGUGGGAGAUACUUGUUUUGUUCUCCAGACUCACACCAAAGAACAAAAGUAUAUUUGGAACAAAUGAUGCGUAAGAAAGCAGUCACUGCAUUAGACUCACGUUAUGUAACCAUAAUUGAAAAUGCAUAUUAUUUUGUAAAUCCACCAGAAUCUACUGGAGGUAUUUCGAAAAAGGACAGACCACCGAUUCAUGAAUUUAUAAGAAAAUUAUUAUAUCAAGAUCUUUCAAAAACUAAUACUGAUAAAGUUCUUAAGUGGAUGCGUAAAUUAGACUGGGAAGAUGAAAAUGUAUCCUCUUAUGCUAUUAAAUGUCUCACUGCCGCUUAUAAUGUUAAAUAUUUAAAUAUUCGAUGUGUAGGAAGUUUAUUAGCUGGACUUGUUGCGCAUUAUGAAACUAUAGGUCCUCAUGUAGUUGAUGGUGUGUUAGAAGAUAUAAGAUUAUGUAUGGAAAUCAAUCUACCAAAAUUUAAUCAACGUCGCAUUGCUAUGGUUAAAUAUCUUGGUGAAUUGUAUAAUUAUCGUAUGAUGGAAAGUGGAGAUAUUUUCCGUACUUUGUAUUUGCUAAUUACUUUUGGAGUCAGCAUGGAUCAUAAUAUACCAAGCGUUCUGGAUCCCCCAGACCACUUGUUCAGAAUUCGAUUAGUCUGUACAUUACUAGAAACCUGUGGACAGUAUUUUAAUGGUGGUUCUAGCAAGAAGAAACUUGAUUAUUUUCUAGUAUUCUUUCAAAAUUAUUACUGGUUUAAAUACACAGAUCCUAUUUGGGGUCCUGAUAAUACUUUUCCUGUAGGUAUAGAUUAUAUGUAUCGUGAUACACUAACAAUGUUGAGGCCUAAAAUGCAAUUAUUUCAAAGUUAUAAAGAAGCACAAUCUGCUGUGGAAGAAUUACGAAAUACAUUGUAUCCUACUCUUGGAAAUCCUACUGCAGAAGACGGUGCUGAUGCAGAAUCUGAUAUGGGUGUAAUUGCUGAGGGAGAUGAAGAAGUGACUAUAACAUCUGGAAAUGGCAGUGGAGAUGCAAAGGGUGUAGCUGAUUUACAUUUUGAGGAAUCUGAAGAUUGUUCUGAAGCACAGUCAGAGGAAGAAUGGACAGCUGAUGGAGAAAGAGAUGAUACUAUGGGUACUCAAGAAAAUACGCAAGGAGAUCAAAGUCUUUCAGGAGGUGGCACAGAUGGUGUUCUUAUGGAUGUCACAGAAUUAAAUGCAGCGUUACCUGCCGGUCCCAGAAGAGUGAGUUGUCCUGAAGAUGACGACUUUUUAUCCGCUCUUGAUAAAAUGGUUUCAGAUAAUAUACAAGACAGAAUGCGAGAUUCCGUAAAAACACAACAAGUAGACAUUUCAGUUCCUUUACAUGUAAAAACUACUAAGAAAACGUAUGAACAAUUACAAGAAAGACCGUCUGACAAUAAUACGGUUGAUUUUGUUCUUAUGCUAAGGAAAGGUAAUAAACAACAAUACAAAAAUUUAGCGGUUCCUGUGUCAUCAGAAUUAGCAAUGAAUCUUCGAAAUCGAGAACAAGAACAAAAAGAAGAAAAAGAACGAGUUAAAAGAUUAACGUUGAACAUAACAGAAAGACAAGAGGAGGAAGAUUAUCAGGAAACAAUUAACCAGAGUACAAGACCAGUGACAGUAAAUUUAAAUAGGGAACGACGACAAAAAUACAAUCAUCCAAAAGGCGCACCGGAUGCGGAUCUCAUUUUUGGUCCCAAAAAGAUUCGAUAAAUUCCUUUGAUUAGUGUUGAAACAAUUUUUGUCAUACUAUAAAAUCAAAAGUGAUUUUAUACAAUUCUAUGAACUACAAUCGUCUUCGUACAUUUCUAUAUAAUUUUUAACAAUUUAGUGUUUUUAUUUAUAAUUUUGGAACCCACAUUUGUUAUUUAUACAAA
Molecule: messenger RNA, 3656 nt
Organism: Megalopta genalis
Lineage: Eukaryota; Metazoa; Arthropoda; Insecta; Hymenoptera; Halictidae
Source: RefSeq, a predicted model, not a curated record